GAACCAAACGCGUCCUAAAACCGAACUAGUUUGAGGAACAUUCUUAACCAAAAACCUCACAAAAACCCCGAGUCACACUUCACUCAGAGUCUCACACGCUACUCGUUCUGAACACAACUCUUCUUCACAAUCACCAUCAUGUUUCGCAUAGCAUCAUCGAGGUUAUCCUCAAGAGCUGCUUCUUCUUCUGUUUCUUCCACCGCAUCAUUUCUUGCGUCUCUCACUGCAAAACCAUCUCCCGUUUCACUCACACCUCUUGCUGCGACGUCGUUUAGGUCAUACGGCAAUGGCUUGGAGCUCGACAAGUCCAUGGCCAAUCCCGAUGCUAUUAAUAUGAUCAAUUACGCUUUAAACCAAGCUAGGACCGACAAAUCAUUUGGGUCGUACGGACUAGGUUUGCUUGUGUUGAAGCACUGCCUUACGAUUGAGUUAACUGAAGGCAAAGACCCCAAAAAUGAGAAUUCUAAAGGGAUUGCUUUGCUUGCUAUGUCCACCUUGGAAUAUGAAAGGGGAGAGUAUGAUAUUGCAUUGGAGAAGCUACAGAGUAUUCACGAAUUAACCAAUGCUUACUUGGGUGUUAGAGUUGCUGCCCUUGAGGCUGAGGCUGGUCUUUAUCUAGAGUUGGGGCAGGAUGAUAAGGCGUCUGCAAUUGCUGAUAAAUGUGUAGAGGUUGUCCAGAAACAGAAAACAGAUGAUGAUGAUGAUGAUUUUAAGGCUCUAAUUCUUCGUGCUAAAGCACUGAAGGGGCUGAUUGAGCUUGUCAAGGGAAGUAUCGAAUCAGCUGUCCCUUUUUUUGACAAAUCUCUCCAGCUCAGCAACGGUACUGCUGCUCUAUCAUAUGGAGAAUUCCUAUACCUUGGGCAAAACUAUUCAAUGGCGAAAGAGGUUUACACGAGUGUCCUAAAAGGAGCUUCCGACAUAAAAAAAUUUGGCAAUCCAUAUUUAGGAGCUUGUAACAUGAACUUGGAGGGUUUAAUGAUGGGGGCACUGUGUGCUCUAGGGCAGCUUGAAACAUAUCAGGGGAACUAUGGUAAUGCAGAGAAGGCUUUGACACAGGCAUUAACAUUGGCAGAGGAAACCUAUGGUGAAAAGCAUCCCAAGGUGGGCGUUGUCUUAACAAGCAUAGCCCUCAUGUACAGGCGUAGAGCAAUGGAGGAGCGUACAAGCUCUCUGUUGGUUCAAGAGGGUCUCUACAGAAAAGUGAUAGAUAUCUUGAAGGUUACAGAAACUGAGUCUGAAGGUUCUGCACCAGUGGUAGAAAGAAGUGAUAUAGCAGCUAUUGCACGAGGUGGCUAUGCAGAAAUACUCAAUGUCCAAGAAAAUCGCAAGAGCGAAGGAGAGAAGCUAAAGAAGUUGGCUGAGACUAUAUGGAAAAACCGCAGGCUGACUCUUGAUGAGGCGCUACUAGAUCUAGAGUCUACCAAAAUCUCAAUCAUCGAUCCAAGAAUCAGCAGGAUAUUGUAAAUUGAUCCAUCUUCUGUUUUCUAUUUUCCUGCCACAGGUUGAUUAUGCCAUAUGACAAAGUUGGACUACUUUUUCAUAAAAUUAGACCAUAAUGUUGCUUGUAGCUUAAAUCUGAUGCCAGGAUAUACAAUGGUAUCUAGACCUCCGUAUAUAGCAUUUUCUAGGCUAGGCAUAUAAAUAACAAGUUACUGAACUAUUGAUUGAGGCCUUUUUUUUU
Arachis stenosperma is the source of this 1681-nucleotide messenger RNA. RefSeq lists its product as uncharacterized. The coding region runs from base 139 to 1464 and encodes 441 amino acids. Gene Ontology annotation, molecular function: protein binding. Lineage: Eukaryota; Viridiplantae; Streptophyta; Magnoliopsida; Fabales; Fabaceae. The transcript has 12 exons. The record is from RefSeq and is a predicted model, not a curated record. Gene Ontology annotation, cellular component: mitochondrion.